Naegleria gruberi is the source of this 1651-nucleotide messenger RNA. Its product is annotated as aldehyde dehydrogenase. The transcript has a single exon. Gene Ontology annotation, molecular function: aldehyde dehydrogenase (NAD+) activity. The record is from RefSeq and is a predicted model, not a curated record. NCBI's taxonomy places the organism in Eukaryota, Heterolobosea, Eutetramitea, Acrasida, Naegleriidae. Bases 5 to 1627 code for a protein of 540 amino acids.
AAAAAUGCAAAGACAAAUCAUCUCUAAGAAAUCAUCAUCAGCCGCCAAUUCCUUGGUGAAAAAUCUUAUCAGUAAACAAGUGCGUUUUUCAUCAUCAAAAUAUUCCUUCUCCGAAUAUGAUUUUUUGCCAAGAUUAGGUCUCGUUGAAGAAGGUAAUCCAGGUAUUUGUAUUGGAGGAGAAUGGAAAGGAUCAGGUGAAGUUUUCCAAUCUAUUUCACCAUCAGAUAAUAGAGUCAUUUCUACUUCUGUUGGUCCAACCAUUACCGAAUAUGAACAAGCUAUGAAAUUGACCAAGAAGGCAGAAAUUGAAUGGCGUAAUAAGCCUGCUCCAUACAGAGGAGAAAUUGUUAGACAAAUUGGUGUUGCUCUCCGUGAAAAUAUUAAUGAUUUGGGUAAAUUGGUUAGUUUGGAAAUGGGUAAGAUUUUACCAGAAGGUGUUGGUGAAGUUCAAGAAUUUGUUGAUAUUUGUGAUUUUGCAACUGGUUUAUCUAGAAUGAUCAAUGGUCAAGUUAUGCCAAGUGAAAGACCAAACCAUGCCAUGUAUGAAUUGUGGAAUCCUAUCGGAACUGUUGGUGCAAUUACUGCAUUCAAUUUCCCUGUUGCUGUUUAUGGAUGGAAUGCUGCUCUUGCUUUAAUUUGUGGUAAUACUAUGGUUUGGAAAGGUGCUCCAACAACUUCAUUAUCAACAAUUGCAACUGGUAAAAUUAUUCAACAAGUUUUGAAGGAUAACAAGUUAGAUCCUGCUAUUUGUACAAUUAUGACUGGUGGAUCUGAUAUUGGUCAAGCUAUUUCUGCUGAUAAGAGAAUUGGAUUAGUCAGUUUUACUGGAAGUACUCAAAUUGGUAAGAAGGUCAGAGAAGUUGUUGAUGAUAGAUGGGGUAAAUCUUUAUUGGAAUUGGGUGGUAAUAAUGCUAUCAUUGUUUGUGAAGAUGCUGAUCUUGAAAUUGCUUUCAGAAGUGUCUUGUUUGCUUGUGUUGGUACUGCUGGUCAACGUUGUACCACUACUCGUCGUCUUAUUAUUCAAGAAAAUGUCUAUGAUCAAUUCAUUUCCAAGUUAAAGAAGGGUUAUUCCAAUGUCAAGAUUGGUGAUCCAAUUAAGGAAUCUGGUUUCUUGUGUGGACCUUUGCACACAAAGAAUGCAGUUCAACAAUAUAAGAAAGCUAUUGAACAAGCUAAACAACAAGGAGGAAAGAUUCUCUAUGGUGGUAAUGUUCUCGAUAGACCUGGAAAUUAUGUUGAACCAACAAUUAUUGAAAUUGCCUAUGAUGCUCCAGUUGUUCAACAUGAAACCUUUGUUCCAAUUGUUUAUGUUAUGAAAUUCAAGACUCUCGAUGAAGCUAUUCAUAUUAAUAAUUCUGUUGAACAAGGUUUGAGCAGUAGUGUAUUCACAAAGAGUCAAUCUAACAUGUUCCAAUGGCUUGGUCCAAAUGGUUCUGAUUGUGGUAUUGUCAAUGUUAAUAUUCCAACAAAUGGUGCUGAAAUUGGAGGUGCUUUUGGUGGUGAAAAGGCUACAGGCGGUGGUCGUGAAAGUGGUUCUGAUUCUUGGAAGCAAUACAUGAGAAGAUCUACUGCCACAGUCAAUUAUGGUAACACUUUACCAUUGGCUCAAGGUAUUAAAUUUGAUUAAACUUUUGAAUAUAUUUCACUGCUA